AUGGAGCAGAGCGCAGACGCCGCUUCUGGCGAUCCCGCGCAGUCCUCGGCCGCAGGUCCUCCCGAGCCGCCCUUGGAGCCGAACCAGUACGGGGAGGAUGCAGAGUGGUUGCAGCGGACAUUGGUGUACCAACCUCCUGUGCUGGAGACCGUGGAGCUCUCUCCCGGAGUUGCCAUCGUGGACUUGAACACUGGCAAGCAGAAGGUGGCCGAGGCUGAAGCGACCCGACCCAUGUCGCGGCAGGAAUACCUCGUUCUGACGCAGUCUCACAUCCGGUCGAAGCCUGUAGCGAAGGCCAUGCCUUCGCACGUAGAUGCCCGGGUCGUGGAGAUUCAGCGCCUCUUCCAAGCGAUGUCCUCGUCCUCGCCCCCCUCGCAUGCAGUGUCCUCGAAGUCCUCGCCGCGCUCCCCGCGUCGCCUCGGAGUGCCCUGCCGGCCGCUCUCCCCCAAGGGCUCAGCCGGCGAGGAGGCGGAGCGCUGCGCUGCUCAGAGCCCACGGACGGUGCCGGGCCCCAAGGACCGGGUCCUGGGUGGUACCAUCGUGGCCAACCGGGAGUUACUGAAGCAGUUCUUCGGAG
Molecule: messenger RNA, 577 nt
Organism: Symbiodinium sp. CCMP2456
Lineage: Eukaryota; Dinophyceae; Suessiales; Symbiodiniaceae
Source: the annotation of a GenBank genome assembly